Cooperia oncophora is the source of this 849-nucleotide messenger RNA. NCBI's taxonomy places the organism in Eukaryota, Metazoa, Nematoda, Chromadorea, Rhabditida, Trichostrongylidae. The record is from the annotation of a GenBank genome assembly.
AUGUUCCAGGACAGCUUGCGUAUGUCAGUUCGCGAACCCAGCCGGUUUUUCGACGGUUUACAAGAUAACUGGUUUCAUUAUGCAUGCUUUUGGAAAAGAAUCAAACCAGGAAAAGUCCAAAUCAAUGAGAGGUCAAUCAGAGGAAUGGACUUGCUCAAAUGGGAUGAUCAGGAAAAAAUUCGUGAAAAGAUCAGAGAUUUUAUGAGUGGUGGCGAUUGGGAGACUGCAGAUACAGCGUUCUCAACUGUGAAAGUAGAGUACGCAAAGACGAGUAGGGGUAAAUGUUUCACGUGUAAACUUCCUAUAGCUCAAAAGGAGAUGAAGUUUGGAAAAGGUUCCAACUGGUAUCACCAACAGUGCCUCUUCAAAGACGAAAAAACGAAAUAUGGCGGCAGCAUUGAAGAUAUAGGUGGUUUCUCUUACCUGAACGACGAAGAUCAACAGAGCUUGUUGGAAUCCCUUAGGAACUUCGUGAUGAAGCAAGAGGCCGAUGAUGUUAAGGAGAAUGUCAAGGAGAUAAGCAAACGGCAGAUUGCUAAUACUGGCCAGGAACAAGAUGAUGCUGUACCUGCAAAGAAGCGUCGUGGUAAAGCUCAGCAGGUCUCGAACUUGGAACUGCUGAAGAAGCAAACGGACAUGAUGUGGGAAUUGCGCAACGGCUUCAGAGAAAAUCUUUCAAAGCACGAAAUGACUGAGUUGCUCACAUCCAAUAAUCUCAUUGCUCCAUCUGGGGAAAGUAAGAUAAUUGAGUACCUCGUCGACGCUGCCAUGUUUGGAUGCUGCAAGCCAUGUGAGAAAUGUGGAGGUGCUCUCAUCUAUAGGUUUGUCGCUAUGCGUUAUGUAGCUUGA